CUGCCCUAAUUUCCCCAAAUCCUGAAUCCUUUCAGAGUAUAUUAUCACCCGCCAUCUCCAAAUUUCGGUUCUCUCUUUCGGCAUAUUCUUUCCUCCCAGGGAGGACGAAACCUUUUCUUGCACGGAGUAGCUUCCUUCCGUCGAUCGAUCAGGCUAAGCGACUGUUAAAAUUUGGAGAUUCACAUCGGUGGUUGAACCAGAUAGAGAGAAGUCGACGAGCACCAGCCGCCGCCAACAAUGGGAGUUCCCGCGUUCUACCGUUGGCUGGCCGAGAAGUAUCCGAUGGUCGUGGUGGACGUAGUCGAAGAAGAGCCGGUCGAGAUCGAAGGUGUGAAGAUUCCCGUCGACACCAGCAGGCCCAACCCUAACGAAAUCGAGUACGACAAUUUGUACCUCGACAUGAAUGGGAUUAUCCAUCCCUGCUUCCAUCCCGAGGAUAGGCCGUCGCCGACUUCUUUUGAUGAAGUGUUCCAGUGCAUAUUCGACUACAUUGAUAGGCUAUUCGUGAUGGUGAGGCCCAGGAAGUUGCUGUACAUGGCAAUUGAUGGGGUUGCUCCUCGUGCAAAAAUGAAUCAGCAGCGCUCUAGGCGUUUUAGGGCUGCUAAAGAUGCUGCCGAUGCGGCAGCAGAAGAAGUUAAGCUCAGAGAAGAGUUUGAGAGGGAGGGAAGGACGCUUCCUCCUAAGGAGGAGUCUCAAACCUUUGAUUCAAAUGUCAUUACUCCUGGAACUCCAUUUAUGGCAGUUCUCUCUGUUGCAUUGCAGUAUUAUGUUCAUUUAAGACUCAACAAUGAUCCUGGAUGGAAGAAUAUUAAGGUUAUUCUUUCGGAUGCAAAUGUUCCUGGUGAAGGAGAACACAAGAUUAUGUCUUAUAUACGUCUGCAAAGAAAUCUUCCUGGUCAUGAUCCUAAUACACGCCACUGCCUGUAUGGGCUGGAUGCUGAUCUAAUUAUGCUGGGACUGGCUACACAUGAAGUUCAUUUCUCGAUUCUUAGAGAGGUUGUGUUCACUCCGGGACAAGACAAAUGUUUUAUAUGUGGUCAAAUGGGUCAUUUUGCUUCAAAUUGUGAGGGAAAGGCAAAGAAGAAGGCUGGUGAAUUCGAUGAGAAAGGUGAAGCUGCUGUACCUAAAAAGCCAUAUCAGUUUUUGCAUAUAUGGAUUCUGAGAGAGUAUCUGGAAUAUGAAAUGCAAAUCCCCAAUCCUCCAUUUGAGAUUGAUUUGGAGCGAGUCGUGGAUGAUUUCAUCUUUAUAUGUUUCUUUGUUGGAAAUGAUUUCCUGCCACAUAUGCCGACUCUAGAGAUUCGUGAGGGUGCCAUCAAUUUGCUGAUUGCCGUGUACAAGAAGGAAUUCAAGUCAAUGGGUGGAUAUCUGACUGAUGGUAGUAAGCCAAAUUUAAGUAGGGUGGAACAUUUUAUUCAAGCAGUAGGAUCAUUUGAAGAUCAGAUAUUUCAGAAAAGAGCCCGGUUACAGCAGCGUCAGACUGAAAGAAUCAGGCGGGAGAAGGCGCAGGUGAAAAGAGGCGAUGAUGCGGCACCUUCAGUUCAACCUGAGUCUUUGGUUCCAGUUCAUAGAUUUCAUGGUUCUCGUCUAGCAUCAGCUCCACUUCCAUCACCGUAUGAGCGAAGCUCUGGAAGUUCAAACGGGGAUACUAAAAGGAAACAUUCUGGGCCUUCUAACGAUGAAGGAUCCCCUGGUCGAGCUCAUAAAGUUGCCCGGUUGUCUUCAGUAGCCAAUAUUGGUGCUGCCAUUGUGGAAGCUGAGAAUAGCCUGGAAACAGAUGUACAAGACAACAAAGAUGAUCUCAAAACCAAGUUGAAGGAGUUACUUCGUGAGAAAUCUGAUGUUUUUAACACAGAAAAUGGAGGAGAUGACAAGAUUAAACUUGGUGAGCCUGGAUGGAAGGAGAGGUACUAUGAAGAGAAAUUUUCUGCCCAAACGCUCGAUGAACUUGAAAAUGUUCGAAGAGAUGUUGUUUUAAAGUAUGUGGAAGGUCUAUGUUGGGUAAUGCAUUAUUAUUACGAAGGAGUUUGUUCAUGGCGCUGGUUCUUUCCUUAUCAUUAUGCACCCUUUGCUUCUGAUCUCAAGGACCUCGGUCAGUUGGACAUCACAUUUGAUAUGGGUUCUCCUUUCAAGCCAUUCAACCAGCUGUUGGGAGUUUUUCCUGCUGCAAGUGCCCAUGCUCUUCCUGUAGAGUACAGAAAAUUAAUGUCAGAUCCAACCUCACCUAUUAUCGAUUUUUACCCAGUUGAUUUCGAAGUUGACAUGAAUGGGAAACGAUAUGCCUGGCAGGGUAUUGCGAAACUCCCAUUUAUCGAUGAGACUCGACUUCUUGCAGAGGUUGAGAAGGUUGAGCAAACUUUAACGGAUGAGGAAGCAAGGAGGAACAGUUUUAUGUUUGACAUGCUUUUCGUUGCUUCAUCUCACACCCUGGCCCAAUGUAUAUACUUGCUCGACAAUAAAUCAAAGCAAAUGACAAAUAAUGAGAGGAUUGGAAUCAAGGAAUGCAUCAACCCAGAAUUGAGGCCUACAUGCAGUGAUGGGAUGAAUGGCUAUAUCUCCCCUUGUGCUGGAGAUACUCACCCUCCAGUGUUUAGGUCUCCAGUCACUGGCAUGGAAGACAUAUUGGACAACGAAGUCAUAUGUGCUAUUUACAGACUACCUGAUCCCCAUAAACACAUCACUCGACCUCCUCCUGGUGUCACAUUCCCCAAAAGGAUUGUGAGCUUGCAAGACAUGAAACCUGAUCCGGUUCUGUGGCACGAAGACUCUGGGAGAAGGCCUUAUGACAGGCAUAACAAUAGUAAUAAUAAUAAUAGCAAUGGAAACUACUCUGGCCGCCAUAACAAUAACAACAACGGGAACAUAUCUGGCCGCCAUCUCGGCGAGGCGUCUCAUCGGCUUGUCACCAAUAGCUUGCAGAUGAACAGACAGGGAAACCAAUACAACAACCAUGCACAGCAUGGUCGUGCACAUUCUUAUGAUGCUACGCCAUCAUAUGCUCCUCGAAACUCAUCCUACUCAAAUGGAUCUCAUCAUGAUUAUUCACAUUCUAGGCAUCAGCAGUCUGCACCUCCUUAUCAACAAAGGUACGAUCAGUCUCGUGGGUCCAACCCCCGGUAUGGAGGCUCUCGAUCUUCAUAUGAGAGAGAGGAUCAUGGUGGGGGAUAUUAUCCGCAAGGCGGGUUUCAUCAUCAAGGCAACCCCCGUGGCGGUGGAUAUGUUCCUCAGCCAGUAGUAUCCCCGCCGAAUGGCGGUGGUUAUGAUGCAUACCAGAGUCGCCAGCCAGCAGGCACACAGUGGGGCGGCGCUCCAGCUGCACCACCAGUCAACCAGGCCGUGCCUUAUGGAUACGGUCACCAACAUCACCAUCAGCAGGCUGGCGGAAACAGGUUUGCUGCCUUGGACCAUAGAUCAAACCGAGUGCCACCACCACACCAUGCAAGAACUCAUCACGAACAGCCGCCGCCUCCUGGAGCUGAAAAUAGGAGGCAACAGUACCCGCCACACAAUGCUGCCCCUCGCAGGCCAGCACCCCCACCCGGGUACAGCAGGCGGUAGGAAAAUGUGGCAAUGGCGUUUGUGAUUCCAAUUCUGUAAUGUCCCCUUUUUUUUCUUCCAUUAGUUUUGGUUGCAGUCUUUUAGUUAUGGUCUUGCUCCAUUUGUUGUGUAUUAUUGUUGUACCCCCAAAAGCUCAGAAUAAGCAGGUGUCCAAGGGACGUCAUUCAUUUGGGUUUAGUGCAUCUGCUAUACUUUGAUGUUCAAUAUCUUCAUAAUCGGAUAUUAAUGAUUAGUAUAGACUAAAGAGAUUGUCUUUUGUCCCUGGUUUUUAUAUAUAAUUAUCAUCAUUUGGAAGAG
Messenger RNA from Linum tenue, 3852 nucleotides. NCBI's taxonomy places the organism in Eukaryota, Viridiplantae, Streptophyta, Magnoliopsida, Malpighiales, Linaceae. The record is from the annotation of a GenBank genome assembly.